CUCGAAACUCCACACCGCCAAGGAGACUUCCUCGACUCCUCGUUCUUUUCACAGUUCAAUCAGAUCACAUAUUCAAUCAAGAUGUCGCGUCCUCAGAAUGUCGGUAUCCUCGGUAUGGAGUUUUACUUCCCUAACCAGUGUGUUGACCAAGCCGACCUCGAGUCCUUCGAUGGUGUUGCUGCUGGAAAGUACACCAUUGGUCUCGGCCAAAAACGCAUGGCUUCCGUCGACGACAGAGAAGACAUCUACUCCUUCGCGUUGACCGCUACCCACAACCUCAUCGAGAAGUACAACAUCGACGUAAACACCAUCGGACGCGUCGAGGUCGGUACCGAGACUCUCCUCGACAAAUCCAAGUCCGUUAAGUCCGUCCUCAUGCAGCUCUUUGGCGAGAACCACGAUAUCGAGGGUGUCGACACCGUGAAUGCAUGCUACGGUGGAACCAACGCGUUCUUCAACGCCGUGAACUGGAUCGAGUCUUCCGCCUGGGAUGGGCGUAACGCGAUCGUUGUCGCCGGUGAUAUCGCUAUCUACGCCAAGGGUGCCGCACGACCAACCGGUGGUGCCGGCUGUGUUGCCAUGCUCAUCGGUCCCGAUGCGCCUAUCGUCCUCGACGCCGGCGUCCGUGGUACCCACAUGGCCCACGUCUACGACUUUUACAAGCCUGAUUUCACGUCUGAGUACCCCUACGUCGAGGGCCACUACUCCGUCCAGUGCUAUACCCGCGCCUUGGACUCCGCUUACCGCGCCUACCAAAAGAAGUUCCAGAAGAAGUACGCCAAGGACGCUUCCAUCGAUACUUUCGACUACUGUCUCUUCCACGCCCCCACCUGCAAGACCGUCCAGAAGUCCUACGGUCGUUUGUUGUACAACGACUUCCUCGCCUCCCCCUCCACCGAGGAGUUCGCUUCCGUCAAGGAGGCUAUGGAGGCGGUCGACUAUGACGCUUCCUUGAGCGACAAGAAUGUCGAGAAGACGUUCGUUACGUUGUCGAAGGGACGGUACGGAGCCCGCGUCCAGCCUACGAUCUUGGCGCCCAACAACCUCGGAAACUCAUACACCGCCUGCGUCUACUCCUGCCUCGCCUCCCUCCUCUCCUCCGUCCCCGCUUCCGAACUCACCGGAAAGCGCGUGGGAGCAUUCUCCUACGGCUCCGGAAUGGCUGCAACCUUCUUCUCCCUCUCCAUCGUCGGUGACGUCUCUCGUAUCUCCGAGACUCUCGCCCUCAAGGAGAAGUUGGACGCGAUGAAGGUCCUUAAGCCUGAGGCGUACGAGCAUAACCUGGAGUUGAGGGAGAAGGCGCAUUUGUCCAAGGACUUUACUCCUGUUGCGGGUCUUGAGAAUGUGCGUGACGGUACGUAUUAUUUGGUCAAGGUCGAUGAGAAGUAUAGGAGGUUUUACGAGAGGAAGGGCGCUGCUGCGGCUACGGCGAAUGGUGUUUCUGCUUAAACCUGUGAACUCUGGAGGAAGGACGAUAUUGCAUGUAGAUCAUAGUUAGGGUUUAUUUUGGUAACAUGAUACCGUGGUAUAUAUGACGGACUGGACUCCUAUCAUAGAGCAUGGGCAGAGGUGGAAGUGAAAAUUGGGGCCCAGUG
Saitoella complicata NRRL Y-17804 is the source of this 1595-nucleotide messenger RNA. Its product is annotated as hydroxymethylglutaryl-CoA synthase. Gene Ontology annotation, molecular function: hydroxymethylglutaryl-CoA synthase activity. Gene Ontology annotation, biological process: ergosterol biosynthetic process; acetyl-CoA metabolic process. The transcript is spliced from 2 exons. Bases 82 to 1449 code for a protein of 455 amino acids. The record is from RefSeq and is a predicted model, not a curated record. NCBI's taxonomy places the organism in Eukaryota, Fungi, Ascomycota, Saitoellomycetes, Saitoellales, Saitoellaceae.